Molecule: messenger RNA, 2614 nt
Organism: Phytophthora sojae
Lineage: Eukaryota; Oomycota; Peronosporomycetes; Peronosporales; Peronosporaceae
Exons: 2
Coding region: 77-2233 (718 amino acids)
Biological process (GO): protein phosphorylation
Molecular function (GO): protein serine/threonine kinase activity; ATP binding
Source: RefSeq, a predicted model, not a curated record
GGGCAUUUGGAGCGCUCGGCUGUGCGUGCGCUCAGGCUCGGAAGGCGGCGGCAUCUUCAAAGGAAGUUUGGGAUCUAUGCUCCCGUAUAUUAUGAAGGCCAAGGAAGACAAGCUCGGCAUUGUACUAUUUGACGACAUCUUCAAGGACUCGAUGCGGUCGGGAGAAAUUGAUAUGAGAAGCGCAGUGCAGCGGUUUAUGACGGGCUGGCGGAACCACGUCUUGACGUCACGGGCCACUCACGUGUUCAUUGUUGCGUACCGGGAUGGUGGCAAUUUGUUGGUGGAGGCGCUUAGAGCGCACAUGAAGGAGAUGCAGCGUCACAUCAGUGGAGUUGCUUUCGUGCAGUCUACGCACCACAUAUCAUCGGACGAUUCGUACACGCUGCGGAAAAUGAUUGCUCAGUGGUGUAUCGCCUACAUGUCAUCACCCGAAGGCGUGCAGGCGUUGAAGCGUAUGAAGUCAAAGGAGACGCCGCUGGGAUGUGUGGUGCUUUCGGGCGGCCGCGCGAACUCGGACGUUGACUUGCUGCAAGUGGUUGUUUCCUCGGUGUACGCAAGCUUCAAGGCAAGGUGGUCAGGUUUCCGCGUGAAGAACGUAAAUAGCGGCAUGGAGAAGGCUUGCUACGUGUGCAAGGGCGCCUUCAACAUGCGUCGUUGGCGCCGGCAUUGCCGCACGUGCCAGAACCCAUGCUGCGAGAAAUGCUCGUCAGUUGAGAACACACGCCAUGAGGGCCAGGUGCGGCUGUGUCUGACAUGCCGGGCACUGCCUUCGCUUAUUCACUGGUCGCGGCCGCGUGCAGUUCGCACGGGCGAGAAGGAGAGCGUCUUCAGUGGUUCCGCUAAGCCUGGCAAGAUGUCGGUGAACGACUUCGAGCUCGUCACCGUCAUUGGUCGUGGUGCAUGUGGCAAGGUGCUUUUGGUGCUGAAGAAGGACGGCGCAGAUGCUGGUCACCUGUACGCGAUGAAGGUGCUGAAGAAGGAGUGGGUGAUGAACAAGGAUUUGGUCACGCAGACAAUGGCAGAGCGCCGCAUCUUGCAGGAGGCCAACCACCCGUACAUUGUCCAGCUCAAGUAUGCAUUCCAGAACCAAGACAAGCUGUACAUGGUUAUGGAGUACUACAGCGGCGGUUCACUGCGUCAGGUGCUGCGGCGCCGUGGCCGUUUCAGCAUCAAGCGUGCACGGUUCUACCUGGCCGAGAUUCUUCUCGCCAUCGCGCACCUGCACGCCUCGAACAUUCUGUACCGCGAUUUGAAACUAGAAAACAUCGUCAUCACUGCGGACGGCAACGUGGCGUGCACGGACUUCGGUCUGUCUAAGGAGGAGAUGGAUGACAACGAGCGGACGAGCUCGUUUGUGGGCACAUGCGAGUACCUGGCGCCUGAGCUUAUUAUGAAGGAGGGCUACGGCAAGGCCGUGGACUGGUGGGCACUGGGUAUCUUGGCGUACGAGAUGAUUCAGGGCGACUCGCCGUUCCGUCACAACGUACCCACCAUUCUCUUCGACAAGAUUUUGAAGGAAGAGCCCGAAUUCAGCGACCGCUUCACCCCGGAAGCGCAGGAUCUGAUCAUGAGCCUGCUCACAAAGGACCCGGAGCAGCGUCUCGGCUGCGGCCCCGAAGGUGUCGAGGAGAUCAAGCAACACCCGUUCUUUGCCGAGAUCGACUGGGACAAGCUGCUGAACAAGGAGAUGGAAGUGCCGCGUCCUCCGCAUCGCAUGGAAGACGUGACCGACGAGAGCCACCUGUCCCGGGCCAUCGCCAAGAUGCGCGAGGCGCGUGAGGAGAUCAUGCCGGACUCGCCCGUGUCGCUGCCAUCGUCUCCGUCCGAGCAGAAGCACUUCGACCGCUUCUCGUACCAGGGGCUGGGCGACUGGAAGCCGGAGAUGGCUGACAUGGAGUUCGACGAAGAGACGGGCGACUUCAAGCAGGACACGAUCCACGAGGACGAGGAGUUCGUGGAGGAGGCGUACGCGGAGGAGUCGGGCGACGGCGAGGGCGUGCCGCUGUCUCCCGGGUCGAAGAAGAGCUCGAUGACGUCUUCGAAGGCGUCUCCGUCCAAGGCCAACGGCUCGGACACCCCGCCGGCCUCGAGCUCGGCGGCGUCGGCGUCGCCGAGGAGUCCACAGAGCGUGGGCAGCCCCGGCAGCCCUCCCCCCGCGCCCAUGACGCCCGGCAGCCCCGUGGAGAGCUCGGUGCCCACCACACCCGUGGAGCCCGAGUCGCAGAUCAUCUAGGGGGGCCGUCAAUUGCAAGUGGUAGGCCAGUAGCUCAGAGACAGAGAGAGAUACAUACAGACACGUGUGAGAUGUAAAUGCAUGAGGAGGAUGGAGAAUUGCGCUUCACUCGCCGACGGAAGGGAAGGGAUCAAGUGAACGAGAGCGAGACCGCCGCUUCCCUUGCCCCCCAAGCAGCAUUGUUUAACGCGUAUAAGUUCAGAGGGCUAGGGCAACCACGCGCUAUCGCCCAAUCACAGCACCGGAAAGUGUUUGUGUGACGUACAUCACCUCCAGAAAAGGGGCGCUGACGCUCUAAACAAGAUUGGAUGCCGAGCGUGCGGCUCAGGUGAGCCCCCCCCCCCCUGCUUCCUUCCUGGACUGGAGCCUGGACUCUGAGCC